AUGAGCUGUUUCUUUAUCCGAACACUACAAGGUUUAGGAGACGCGUGGGGACAGCCCAGCCGCGCGGGGCCCCUGGACAGUGUCGCCAAGGAGCUCGGAUCGCACUUGCUGCAGACUUUGGAUGGAUUUGUGUUUGUGGUGGCAUCUGACGGCAAAAUCAUGUAUAUAUCGGAAACAGCCUCCGUGCACUUAGGCUUGUCCCAGGUGGAGCUCACGGGCAACAGCAUUUAUGAGUACAUCCACCCUUCCGACCACGAUGAGAUGACGGCUGUCCUCGCGGCCCACCAGCCUCUUCCCCACCACCUGCUCCAAGAGUAUGAGAUAGAGAGGUCGUUCUUUCUUCGAAUGAAGUGCGUCCUGGCGAAAAGAAACGCGGGCCUGACGUGCAGCGGAUACAAGGUCAUCCACUGCAGUGGCUACUUGAAGAUCAGGCAGUAUAUGCUGGACAUGUCCCUGUACGACUCGUGCUACCAGAUCGUGGGGCUGGUGGCCGUGGGCCAGUCGCUGCCGCCCAGCGCCAUCACCGAGAUCAAGCUGCACAGUAACAUGUUCAUGUUCCGGGCCAGCCUUGACCUGAAGCUGAUAUUCCUGGACUCCAGGGUGACCGAGCUGACCGGGUACGAGCCGCAGGACCUGAUCGAGAAGACCCUCUACCACCACGUGCACGGCUGCGACGUGUUCCACCUUCGCUACGCGCACCACCUGCUGCUGGUGAAGGGCCAGGUCACCACCAAGUACUACCGGCUGCUGUCCAAGCUGGGCGGCUGGGUGUGGGUGCAGAGCUACGCCACCGUGGUGCACAACAGCCGCUCGUCCAGGCCCCACUGCAUCGUGAGUGUCAAUUAUGUCCUCACGGACAUUGAAUACAAGGAACUGCAGCUGUCCCUGGACCAGGUGUCCACGUCCAAGUCCCAGGACUCCUGGAGGACCGCCUUGUCUACCUCACAAGAAACUAGGAAAUUAGCUAAACCCAAAAACACGAAGAUGAAGACAAAGCUGAGAACAAACCCUUACCCCCCACAGCAGUACAGCUCAUUCCCGAUGGACAAACUGGAGUGCGGCCAGCUCGGCAACUGGAGAGCCAGCCCCCCGGCGGACGCUGCGGCCCCCCCAGAACAGCAGCUCCAUUCAGAGGGCGGCGAGCUGCUGUACGCCCCGUCCUACAGCUUGCCCUUCUCCUACCAUUACGGACACUUCCCUCUAGACUCGCACGUCUUCAGCAGCAAAAAGCCAAUGCUGCCGGCCAAAUUCGGGCAGCCUCAAGGACCCCCGUGUGAGGUGGCACGCUUUUUCCUGAGCACACUGCCAACCAGCAGCGAGUGCCAGUGGCAUUACGCCAACCCCCUAGUGCCUAGCAGCCCGUCGCCAGCUAAAAGCCUUUCUGAGCCACCGGUGAACACUGCUCGGCACAGCCUCGUGCCAAACUACGAAGGUGGGUCCUGUUGGCACGAGGGGCAGGAGCGGGGCUGUCAACAGCGGUGGUGGCGGUGGGUGGCACCUGGGAAAGGACCCUCACAGUUUGGGCAGACUUCUCCUCUUUCUGCUUCUAAGUGGGGAUUGCUGCGCUUUGCUGCCCUCCGUGUGAGCAUUUCCUCACGAGAGUGGUUACAGCUGGGUGACUGGGCACAAGCACAGCGUAAAGGGCAGAGGAAACUGGCUGUUCAGCCACCUCCAUGA
Miniopterus natalensis is the source of this 1677-nucleotide messenger RNA. Lineage: Eukaryota; Metazoa; Chordata; Mammalia; Chiroptera; Miniopteridae. The record is from RefSeq and is a predicted model, not a curated record.